Messenger RNA from Acaulospora morrowiae, 219 nucleotides. NCBI's taxonomy places the organism in Eukaryota, Fungi, Glomeromycota, Glomeromycetes, Diversisporales, Acaulosporaceae. The record is from the annotation of a GenBank genome assembly.
AUCAUUACACACCCUCGCCUUCAUGACUACAACCCAGAUAUACAAGAUAAAUUUUAUAUACCGACUGAGCCUGGGUCCACCACCUAUCUGAAUUUCGUGAGGCGCCAGGUGUUCAGUGAGGGUAUUGAUGGUGAUAUCUACGGCAGUAUGUUCCUAGUCGGCGAGCAAAGCAGUAAUAUUAGCAAGGGUAUAGAUUUGUGGGAUGCAACCGAUCAAUGA